Bradysia coprophila is the source of this 784-nucleotide messenger RNA. RefSeq lists its product as uncharacterized. NCBI's taxonomy places the organism in Eukaryota, Metazoa, Arthropoda, Insecta, Diptera, Sciaridae. The record is from RefSeq and is a predicted model, not a curated record. Gene Ontology annotation, molecular function: protein binding.
AGUAUUCGGCUGUUCUUGGCUCAACAAUUAACCGGUUUGCAAUACUAAUUGUUGGUCAUCAUUCCGUUUUUGAAAAAUGGAUAAUUUUUUGUUGAUUUCUCUGAGUGUUUGUCUAGCAUUUGCGAUUAAUGGUGAGAUUUCAAAACUCCAUGGAGACCAAGAGACAGAUUCGGAUUUCAUCCAGGCUGCUUUGGAUGAUACCCCUGAUCUGGUGAAGUUUCUGCUUAAGGAAGGUGCUAAUAUCAAUGCUACAGACGAAGAUGGCAAAACGGCAUUAAUGAAGGCUUCUAAUAACGGGCGCUAUGAAACUGUGAAAUUUCUGAUUGACAACGAAGCUGAUGUCAAUGCAAAGGACACCAAUGGCAAAACCCCCUUAAUGUUUGCUGCUGCUUUCGAUAAUUCCAAGAUCGUAAGACUUCUGGUUGACAAUGGAGCCAAUAUCAAUGCAACGGACAAUAGUGGAUGGUCGACGUUAAUUUAUGCCGCUUAUGAUGGUCGUGACAGAGCAGUCCGCGCCCUUUUGCGGAAAGGUGCAGACGCUGACUACGCUUUAAAGUAUGCGACUGAACAUUUGCAUUCUAUCAUUGACUAUUACAAUGAACGCAGCACGAGUGGCGUGGGUGGGUAUCAAAAAUCCGUGGACACAAUCAACGAAAACAACACGUUUUUGCGACGCCUUCAAAGUUACGUCGAAUGAUUAUAAAUUUCAUGUAAAGAACAUAAAACGUUUACUUGCGGAUCGAGUAAUGUAGACGCAAUCAAUAAAUCUUGAAACUAAACUGCA